Amphiprion ocellaris (clown anemonefish) is the source of this 1999-nucleotide messenger RNA. RefSeq names its product phenylalanine hydroxylase (gene pah). Bases 91 to 1473 code for a protein of 460 amino acids. NCBI's taxonomy places the organism in Eukaryota, Metazoa, Chordata, Actinopteri, Pomacentridae. Gene Ontology annotation, molecular function: phenylalanine 4-monooxygenase activity; iron ion binding. Gene Ontology annotation, biological process: L-tyrosine biosynthetic process; L-phenylalanine catabolic process. The transcript has 13 exons. The record is from RefSeq and is a predicted model, not a curated record.
CGUGGUCCACUGCCUUUAAAGGCCUGAGCUGCCCAGAGAGAGAAGCUCUGCUCAGCACCAGACGAUACAGACAUACCUGAGGACGGCAGGAUGGACGCUGCAUACAAGAGAGUCAAUGGAGACUACGGCACCGAGGCAGAGACAGAGGAGAUCACGGGGCGGAAGAGAAGCGGCUCCAUGUACCUGGAGGAGGAGACCGACAAGAAGUCGGAGGUGAUCUCCUGCAUCUUCUCCCUGAAAGAGGAGGUCGGAGCUUUAGCCAAGGCCCUGCGGCUCUUUGAGGAUAAGGGCAUCAACCUGAUGCACAUUGAGUCCCGGCCGUCGCGGAUGAACAAAGACCAGUACGAGUUCUUCAUCAGCGUGGACUCCACCUGCUCCCAGGCGCUGGAUGAGGUCAUCGACGGCCUGCGCACACAGAUCAGCGGCCACGUGCACGAGCUGUCACGCAACAAACAGAAGGACACAGUGCCGUGGUUCCCUAACGACAUCCAGGACUUGGACCGCUUCGCCAACCAGAUCCUCAGCUACGGCUCCGAGCUGGACGCCGAUCACCCGGGCUUCACAGAUCCAGUGUACAGAGCCCGCAGGAAGGAGUUUGCCGACAUCGCAUACAACUACAGACAUGGCCAAACCAUCCCCAGAGUGGAGUACACAGAGGAGGAAAGAGCCACAUGGGGCAUCGUGUUCAAGGAGCUCAAGACUCUGUACCCGACUCACGCCUGCCGCGAACACAACCGGGUCUUCCCCCUGCUGGAGAAAUACUGCGGCUACAGGCAGGACAACAUCCCACAGCUGGAGGAUGUGUCCCGCUUCCUGCAGUCGUGCACAGGUUUCCGGCUUCGCCCGGUCGCCGGCCUGCUCUCGUCCCGGGACUUCCUGGCCGGACUCGCCUUCCGUGUCUUCCAUUCCACGCAGUACAUCCGUCACAGCUCCAAGCCCACGUACACACCGGAGCCGGAUAUCUGCCACGAGCUCUUGGGACACGUUCCUCUGUUUGCUGAUCCCAGUUUCGCUCAGUUCUCACAGGAGAUUGGUCUUGCAUCUCUUGGAGCCCCUGACGAAUACAUUGAGAAACUGGCUACUGUGUACUGGUUCACCGUGGAGUUCGGCCUGUGUAAGCAGGGAUCUGAGAUCAAAGCCUACGGAGCCGGCUUGCUUUCAUCGUUUGGAGAGCUGCAGUACUGUUUAACAGACGAGCCCAAAGUCCUGCCCUUCGACCCCGACAAGACCAGCCUCCAGAAAUACCCCAUCACAGAGUACCAGCCUGUUUACUUCGUGGCUGAGAGCUUUGAGGAUGCCAAGGAGAAAGUGAGGAGGUUUGCAGCCACCAUCCCCAGGCCUUUCUCCGUGCGCUACAACCCCUACACCCAGAGCAUCGAAGUGCUGGACAACACCCAGCAGCUCAGGAACCUGGCAGACAGCAUCAACAGUGAAUUGGGCAAACUGUGUGAAGCCAUGCGGAAACUGGAGUAACUGCACAUGUAACCAGAUUCACCCAGAGUGUCCCUUCUUUCCUUCACUAAAACGGCUGUUGGUGUAUCGGGCUGCCAGCCUUUUGCAGUUCCGCUUAGCGUGCUUGCAAAUUAGCUUCCUUGGUAAUAAAAACCAAUAUGAAAGUCAAAUAAAGACCAUAUUACUGUAAUCCAGCUAGUAGGAAACGUUCUGUGUAUUGUAGUUCAGUGAAUGAAGUGUAGCCUGUUACUUAUGGAUGAUGAUAGGAAGUGUUUCUGUAAAAGCUGAGGAUGUUACUGUCGAUAUUUUAACCGCAUAACUGUUACUGAAAGAAUGUUUUUUUCCAAAAUAAGAGCUUCUGUCGAUCUCUGAAAGACUUCUAAUGAAUUUCAAAUCUAAUGUGAACAUCUGAUUUUGCUUCAUGACUGCAGAUUUUUUUCUAUGCCUUUCGAAAUGAGAGAUAACUCCUGUCGUUAGCUUUCGUUUCACUCAGAUAAAUGGAAUGUUUUGUAUAUGCAUGAAACAAAUAAAUAUGUCUCCUCUUUGA